AUGCAAUCCUCUGACAAGGGAGAACCCCGCAAGAACAGGGCUCCUGAAAUGGGUCAGUCCCAGUUCAAACUGAGCGAUUGCCACCUCACUUUCGGACCCCAUGAGGGGAUCCAGUACAUGUCUCAAAGCACGAUAUACCCGGCAGCGCGGAGCUCGGGUAACGACCAAUCUACUUCUGGUGGAUUGAAAUAUCCGCGGAUCAAGAAAGAGUUCCCCAAUGAGAAUGAGCAGGGUAUCAAAACCUGGUGCAGAUCCAGUCAAUUGACCAUCAAACAACCACCCAACAUCAAACAGGAACCAGGAAUCAAGAUGGAACCACAAGAGUUCAACAAUGCUCCGCAAUUUCAAGGCCGUCUCGUCAUUGACCUCACAGAAGAGGACGACGAUUUGCCAACUCAACGGCCAAUGCCGCGUGCCAAUUUAUUGAUGUCCGCCCAAAAGCACCACAAGGCUACGAAAAAGUCAAUUGAAAGCGUUGAACAACCAGUUGAAAGCUUGUUCGUGCGAGACGAUGAUUCCUCACGCUCUAUCUCCUCCAAUACCAGCAACCCACUCCUUGAGUUAGGUGAAAAUGAUAUUUCUGGAUUUAAUGAAUACCAGAGACAAUUCCAAACCCUGCAAUCCCCCUCCAUGGAACAGCAGAUUGAGUUCGAAAAGCAGAGAGAGAAAGAGCUCGAACGAGGGAGAAAGUUCAAGAAUGACAAGAUUUGUGACUUGACUGUCCAAGCAGAACCGGAAGGAGGGACCGAGGACGAGAAUAUCUCUUCUGCAUUGAAAGAACAGCCUCAACCCAAAGACCCUCAACCAGAAGAGAAAAUUGAGGCAGACUUGACAAAGCCUGCUAGAGUCAAGCGACCGGUUACGCGAGUCUCAAAAGCGGGAAUCCAAAAGGCUAAAGAUGUUGGCCUUGCUCAGUUGCUUUCAAAGGAAGGGGCUAAAAAGCAUAGUACGGCCAACGAACCUGAGCCUGAAACGGAGCAAGCAUCUGUCACCAAAGGAAAUCGGAAAAAACAUCGACACCACCCCACGAUAUUAUCAAAGGAAGAAAUUCGCAGCAUUUUCAAAAACGAUGGUGGUCGUAAAAAAGCAAAGGAUCCGUUACCCCCUGGGUUUGUCUCUACGGAGAAAAACAAACAAAAGGCCUUCAGAGAGAUGCUCGCCAGCAUCCCAGUUGCAGAACAGGCGGGAGCACGUGAAGACAUAUCCAUUCUGAACGAAGCCACACAGACUUUCAAUCCUUCAGCAAGGUCAGACGGGAAAGGAAAAUGGAAGGUCAGAGGGCUGAAAGCAAGCCUUAUGGUAAACCAGUGCAAACGCGAAACCUCUUCGAGCAAGCCCAAUGGUGGCUUACUUUGUGAUGUGAUGGGCUUUGGAAAGACCCUGUCGGCACUAGCGUGCAUCGUGAACAGAAGGUUGCCAUCUGAGCCAGAAGGUCCGACUCUGAUUGUUGCCCCGAGAAGUUUGAUAGAUACCUGGAUGUUGCAGAUUCGGCUCCAUUGUGAGCUCGGGGCAGCCGGCAGCGUCAUUGCACAUUGCUCUGGUGCACAUGUGAUAACUGAUAACCUCGCUCACGAUCUUAAACAACGAGGCAUUGUGUUGACAACAUACUCGGAGAUAUCUUCCUCCUAUCCUGACCUAAAGUUGCCCCCUGAACUCAAGACUGAUGAUGAUAUCAAAGAGUGGUGGAAUCGGGAAUAUGAGGAGAAAUCAGGUGUCUUUCAUCAAAUCCACUGGCACAGAAUCAUUCUCGAUGAAGCACACAUUAUCAGGAACAGGAUGACCAGAACAUCGAUUGCAGUUCGCUCUCUGAGUGGGAAUUUCAAAUGGGCUUUAACCGGGACACCUUUGCACAACUCCGUUGAUGAACUUUAUGCUCUAUUUGCAUUCAUUGAUGUCCCCCACAGCCACCCAUAUGACGUGUUCAUGCAUAACUUCUGCGAUGGGACCGAUCUUACUAAAAACCGUUUGAUCAAUACGCUUCGCGCCGUCAUCCAUCGCAAGACACACGAGAGCCGUCAUAUGGGGAGACCUCUUAUCGAGCUCAAGAGAUUUGAUCUGAAGGAGGUCAAGAUUGAUUUCUACCCGGUUGAAAAGCAAAUCUACACUGCAAUCGCGGAGAAGUUCGUCGAGAAAGUCAAUGUCACCGAAAAGAAAAAGCAGAGAAAAUGCAUUUUGACGAUGAUCUUAAAGCUGCAGAUGUUCGCUAGCCAUCCACUUACUGCAGAAGAUUACCUCAAGCGAGUGUGCAAUUUCAACAACGGAUUGGUUACAAAGCUAAAGGGUUGGGUAAAGGAUGAAACAAGCCCAGGAAGUCCAUCUCCAUCAAGCAAAAUUGCAAAGUGCUGUCUUGCAGGUAAAUACCAAACUGGAAUGCCUACGGCCCCUCUGAGGCCUCAAACACCAAGCGAAAACCUUCGACCACGGCCGCCCGGCAAUUGCGCAAAGCUUGUUUCAAAGUUCGAGAUGAAAAUCAAAGAACUCAUCAGGGAAGAAGCUUACUAUGAGAGUGAUCAUCGCACCUGGUUCUGUCCUGGCUGUGACGGGCUCCCAUCAAGGGCUAUUAUCACGGACUGUCAACACCUUUAUUGCGAAGACUGCUUCGACGCACUCGCUGACGAAGAAAGAAAAACAGAUGGUGUCACUCGAUUGUGCUGUAGUUGCAGAAUUCCCAUCAAAAAGGCUGCAUUCUACGGAAUUUACGAUGACUUCGACACACCUCCACUGGAAGAUGCAGAGUCUUCUUCUCUUGGAUCAGCGGGUCAGCAAAAGCGACCAGCCACACCGGAGACAAGCGCAGAUAGAGAAGCACAACCCAGGAAACGCCGAAAGGGUAGAGACUCUGGUCACACAUUCUCAGAAUGGUUAUUGGCCGACGGAAACCUAAUUUCAGCUGGAGACGAAAGCGAGUCUGAGAGCGAAGACGGAGCGGAAGACCAAAACCCCGAUGAGGGUGAUGUUCCGUGCGAGGAAGAGGUUGACAAAGAGCAAGAUUGGAUAGCAGAUUUUGGGAGAUCCAUGCCGGGCGCCAAAUUUGAUGCAAUUACGGCUCAAGUCAAAAAGUGGCUCGAAGAAGACAGCACAGCCAAAAUCGUGAUUUUCACGCAGUCGCGAGAAAUUCACCUAGACAGUUUCCAGAAUGACAAUGAAACCAAGAUCAUGAUUGCUUCGAUUAAAACGGGUGGUCUUGGCCUUGAUUUCUCCGUGGCCAACAAGUGUAUCCUGGUUGAUCUAUGGUGGAAUGAGGCUGUCCAAGACCAGGCAUUCUUUCGUCUUUGGCGUCUUGGUCAACAACGAAAUGUCGAAUGCAUCAUGCUCAUGGUCAAAUGGUCCAUUGACGAUUGGAUGGAGAAGACACAGAAGCGCAAAGCCAAAGAGAUCAGCGAGGUCUUGAGUCAGAAUGUGCUCAUGGACCGAAACACACUCAAAGAACUGCUCCAGAUGUUUGGCACAGUUACUGAUGACUCAAGGAAUGGUUUUAGGGUGUAUUUAACCUCCAAGGAUGCAUCCAAAGCUGCGUCGAACGUGCCAAAAGCCACUUCCAGGGCCACUUCCGCAGGAUUUACUACUCGGUCUGCGCCUGCUAAGAAACGGAGUUAG
Molecule: messenger RNA, 3597 nt
Organism: Penicillium expansum
Lineage: Eukaryota; Fungi; Ascomycota; Eurotiomycetes; Eurotiales; Aspergillaceae
Product: DEAD/DEAH box helicase
Exons: 12
Coding region: 1-3597 (1198 amino acids)
Molecular function (GO): ATP-dependent chromatin remodeler activity; ATP binding
Source: RefSeq, a predicted model, not a curated record